Molecule: messenger RNA, 2107 nt
Organism: Ixodes scapularis (black-legged tick)
Lineage: Eukaryota; Metazoa; Arthropoda; Arachnida; Ixodida; Ixodidae
Product: putative sodium-coupled neutral amino acid transporter 7
Exons: 10
Coding region: 324-1910 (528 amino acids)
Biological process (GO): amino acid transmembrane transport
Molecular function (GO): amino acid transmembrane transporter activity
Source: RefSeq, a predicted model, not a curated record
AACCCCGAGACCCUUGAUCGGGGCGGCCGGCAGCCCGAAUAAACAGCGCCGCCUUGUCGCCCCUUUCCCCGAAAGCGUGCUUCUAUCGCGACCCAAGGUGAUUAAAAAAUCGGCACAACCCUAUAUGGGUUAGAGAUAACGCUAUCCCGACCACCGUUUUAUCCUGCAUCACGAUAAGCUAAUCGCAAAAUGGCACGAACGCCGAGGUUCGGGAACGAGGUGGCUAUUGCCGGGAAACGUCCAGAGGUGCUCCAGAAGCACGGGCAACGACGGCGCAGUCCAACUAAAGCUCCCAGAGGUUUCUGGAGCACGGGGUUCCUGCGAUGUCCGGUCACCGGAAAAGCCUAGUCAGCUUCAGCGAUGCCUUCGCCUCGAUGGCAUCGGUGGCGUCCGUGGGCGCCUUCCACCGACAAGGCCCGGGAGGCAGCUUCAUCCAGGAAAGCUUCCACAGUUCUACCGACUAUCCGACCUACAUCGCCUGGCAAACGCUGUCAAGCGACCUGUCGGAACGAAUCCGGCAGGGCUCCGUGCGGCUCAGCAGGACCAACACCCUCGAGUACGCUCCCAUCUCCGAAGAAGUGGGCGAGAAGACCACCUUGCUCAAUGGCCUUCGGGACGAGAAGCUAGAAUCCCUCACCUCUCCCGCAGUUCAGCAAGGUAUCGCCUGGACUGUAGCUACGUUCCUGCUCGUCAACUCUGCACUUGGAGCUGGUGUGCUCAACUUUCCCGCUGCGUACGACCGAGCUGGAGGCAUCGUGUCCGCCACCAUCUUGCAGAUUGUGAUGAUGUGCCUGAUCGUGAUUACCAUGCUUGUCCUGGGCUACUGUUCCGACCUGAACAACGACAACACGUACCACGAUGUCCUGAUGACCACCUGUGGCAAGCGGGCUCAGCAGCUGGCCGCCGUGUCAAUCCUACUUUCGUGCUAUGGCAUCUGCAUCACAUUCCUCAUCAUCAUUGGCGACCAGUACGACCGACUGUUCGCCUCCCAGUUCGGCCCUCUCUUCUGCCACGAGUGGUACAUGAACAGGCAAUUCACAAUUCUGGCCACCGCAGUCGUGUGCAUCAUGCCUCUCUGCUACUUCCAGAGGCUGGACUUCCUCAAGUAUGCCAGUUCCCUCGGAAUUUUCGUCAUGCUGUAUCCAAUAUUCUUGACGAUAUUCGUCUUUGCCACUGAAGAUCUGGAGGAAGUCACGAUGAAGACCAGACCGUCAAGUUUGACCGACAUCGUUGUCACUCUCCCCGUGAUUUGUUUUGCGUAUCAGGCCCACGAGGUGAUCAUCCCGAUCUACUCAAACCUGCGCGAACGAACGCUGGCCAAUUUGGCCAAGACCACCACAGCUUGCACGAUUUUCCUCUUCGUCAUCUACGGGCUCAUGGGCACGUUCGGCUACAUGGCCUAUGGCUCGACCGUCAAGCCCGACAUAAUGCAGAUGUUUGACGCCUCGAAUCCCUGGGUGCUCUUCGGCAUCGCAGCGCUCAUUGUCAAGAUGACUACGACCUAUCCGCUGCUCGCCUCCUGCGGCAGAGGUGCCUUCGACGGCCUGUAUGCUGAGCUGCUCAAACUUCCGGCCAAGGAGUUCAUCGAAGGAGAGCCUCGUCGGCGUAUCAUCAUCACAACGGGCUGGUUUGUCACCUCCACCGCUUUAGCCACCUUCACCUCAAACAUCGGCGUCGUCAUCGAGCUGUUAGGAUGCUUGGCCGCCGCCAACAUCUUUAUUUUUCCAGGCCUGUGCCUCGUGGGGAUGUUCCACAAGCAACACGAGUUUCUAUUAAAGCGACCAAUGCUCGUGUUCGCUUCCGGGAGCUUCAUGAUAGUCUUCGGGACGUUCCUCUUCGGCGUCGUCCUCCUGGAGACCAUAAUGAACGACAUCACGACCGGAGGAACGCACCACCUGCUCUGCACGUGACCUGGCCUCCCCUUCUCCACUGGCUGUUCCCCCUGGCUUCCAGAUUCCCACGGCGCCAGCGAAUUCCUCGCGCCCACCAGUUACCCCUUCUCGAAACUUGGGACCUUUAGUCACAUUUGUGUACCGUGUGCCUGCGCCCAUGUGUGUGUUGGGGACUUUAUUUAAAUGUUGUACAUUAAACUUUUACCUUACCUUAC